This is a messenger RNA of Striga hermonthica, 381 nucleotides long. The record is from the annotation of a GenBank genome assembly. NCBI's taxonomy places the organism in Eukaryota, Viridiplantae, Streptophyta, Magnoliopsida, Lamiales, Orobanchaceae.
AUGAAUAUAAUAAACACGACUCCUAAACCCCUCUACGCAGCUAUACCUAAAUCUCCGAGAUUAGCAGGAAUGUCGAAGAAGGGCAAGAAGAGGGAGGAGGAUGAGGCUCUGUCUGAAGGCGAUGAACCACCGAAAAAAUCUUCGAGAACAGAAAACAAUUCUGACGACUCUGAUCAAAUCGUCGUCUGCGAGCUGUCUAAGAACCGUAGAGUCUCGGUCAGGAACUGGCAGGGGAAGAUUGUGGUGGACAUUAGGGAGUUCUAUAUCAAGGAUGGAAAAGAAUUUCCUGGCAAAAAAGGGAUUUCACUGAGCAUGGACCAGUGGAAAAUACUAAAAGAUCACGUGGAUGAAAUCGACCAGGAGGUUGCGGGGAAUAACUAG